Molecule: messenger RNA, 2710 nt
Organism: Odobenus rosmarus divergens (Pacific walrus)
Lineage: Eukaryota; Metazoa; Chordata; Mammalia; Carnivora; Odobenidae
Gene: CEBPA
Product: CCAAT/enhancer binding protein (C/EBP), alpha
Exons: 1
Coding region: 161-1225 (354 amino acids)
Biological process (GO): myeloid cell differentiation; DNA-templated transcription; regulation of transcription by RNA polymerase II
Molecular function (GO): RNA polymerase II cis-regulatory region sequence-specific DNA binding; DNA-binding transcription factor activity, RNA polymerase II-specific
Source: RefSeq, a predicted model, not a curated record
CCGGUAUAAAUGCGGGGCCCGCGCGGGCCUGGCCAUUCGCGACCGGGAGCUGCGCGGGCGCUAGGGAGUCGGGGCUCCGGGUGGGCGGUGAAAGCAUUGGCGCCCCGCGCAGGCUGGAGGCCGCCGAGGCUCGCCAUGCCGGGAGGACUGUAGCUCCCCCAUGGAGUCGGCCGACUUCUACGAGGCGGAGCCGCGGCCCCCGAUGAGCAGCCACCUCCAGAGUCCCCCGCACGCGCCCAGCAGCGCUGCCUUCGGCUUUCCCCGGGGCGCGGGCUCCGCGCAACCCCCCGCCCCACCUGCCGCCCCGGAGCAGCUGGGCGGCAUCUGCGAACACGAGACGUCCAUCGACAUCAGCGCCUACAUCGACCCGGCCGCCUUCAACGACGAGUUCCUGGCUGACCUGUUCCAGCACAGCCGGCAGCAGGAGAAGGCCAAGGCGGCUGCGGCCCCCGCAGGAGCCGGCGGCGGCGACUUUGACUACACGGGCGCCCCCGGGGGCCCCGGCGGCGCCGUGAUGCCCGGAGGGGCGCACGGGCCCCCUCCUGGCUACGGCUGCGCGGCGGCCGGCUACCUGGACGGCAGGCUGGAGCCCCUGUACGAGCGCGUCGGGGCGCCGGCGCUGCGGCCGCUGGUGAUCAAGCAGGAGCCGCGCGAGGAGGACGAGGCGAAGCAGCUGGCGCUGGCCGGCCUCUUCCCCUACCAGCCGCCGCCGCCGCCGCCCCCGCCGCACCCGCACCCGCCGCCCGCGCACCUGGCCGCCCCGCACCUGCAGUUCCAGAUCGCGCACUGCGGCCAGACCACCAUGCACCUGCAGCCCGGCCACCCCACGCCGCCGCCCACGCCCGUGCCCAGCCCUCACGCAGCGCCGGCUCUCGGCCCCGCUGGCUUGCCAGGCCCUGGCGGCGCGCUCAAGGGGCUAGCCGCUGCGCACCCCGACCUCCGCGCGGGCGGCGGCGGCGCGGGCAAAGUCAAGAAGUCGGUGGACAAGAACAGCAACGAGUACCGGGUGCGGCGCGAGCGCAACAACAUCGCCGUGCGCAAGAGCCGGGACAAGGCCAAGCAGCGCAACGUGGAGACACAGCAGAAGGUGCUGGAGCUGACCAGUGACAAUGACCGCCUGCGCAAGCGGGUGGAACAGCUGAGCCGCGAACUGGACACGCUGCGGGGUAUCUUCCGCCAGCUGCCCGAGAGCUCCCUGGUCAAGGCCAUGGGCAACUGCGCGUGAGGCGCGGGGCGGCGGGACCGCCCUGGGCCGGCCGCCGGCUGCGACCCAGGGAGUGGUUUCGGGUCUCCGGAUCUCAAGACUGGCCCAGCGGCGCAAGCCGGGACUAGGAGAUUCCGGUGCCGCCAGAAAGCCUGGCCUGCCGCGCGUGCCCCUUGCCUUCCUCUGCGCCAGAUUCGGUGCGUUUAAGAUGAGGGGUCAGGCGAUGGUUUCUCCCUGCAGGAGAGAAGUGCCGUGGGGCCAAGCCGGGAGUCCCGGCAACUCUAGUAUUAAGGAAUAACCUUGUGCCUUGGAAACGCAAACUCACCGCUCCGAUUCCUACCGAGUAGGGGGAGCAAAUAUGUGCCUUGUCAUUUUAUCUGGAGGGUUCCUGCCUCAUUCCUGAGGCUGCAGGCCCCCAGGAGAGAAGGCAAUGUGCAGGCCCAUGGCAGGAGGAAGGUUCAGGGAGCAGAGAUCCCGACAAGCCAGCCUUAGCCGCUCCUCCAUCGCCUGUCCUUGGAAGGGAGGAAAUACAGGGACUUGGAAGGUUGUUCCCCCAGUUCUACACGAAGGUGGAGGGUCCCUAGUUCCUUGCCUCUAAUCUCCCAGCCUGCAACAGGCUGGGCUUCCCUGGGCAGAACUCACUUAGAUGGGGGUCACCAGGUGACCGGUGGGAACCCCCUGCCCCCAGUCAGACCAGAAAGCUAGGACAUGGGUUAGCUCUCCGGACAUGUGUUCAUGGGAGUGGCGGCCUGGUGGCGCAGGGAAACCUAGAACUCUGGUCGGGGGUGGGGGUGGGGGGGGUGAAGGGACCCUGGGACCAUCAGCCUUGUACUGUAUGUUGCCAGCAUUGCCAUACAAACAUGAAGCACAAUCUGUCCAUCCCAGAGGGACCGAAGUUAUGAGAAGCUUUCCAAAUAUUUUGCUUUAUCAGCCGAUAUCAACACUUGUAUCUGGCCUCUCUGUGUCCCAGCGGUGCCUUGUGCAAUGUGAAUGCGCACGUCUAUGUUAAACCACCAUUUUAUUUGGUUUUUGUUUUGUUUUGGUUUUGCUCAGAUACUUGCCAAAAUGAGACUCUUUGUCAGCAGCUGCAGGGAGGGUCUGCGGCUCUCUUUCCUUUUGGUUUUUGGGGAUUGCUUUUGCUCCCAGGGGAACCAAAGAGGUGAGGUGGGCUUCCUCUUUCCCUGGGGGAGUUGGGGGGGCUGUGGGCCUCGGCGCCCUCCGGCCUGGGCCGCCCACAGGCCUGUCCCCCCAGAGGCCCUGACUCCUGGUCUGGAAGGGAGGCGGCCUCCAGCCAGCAUGCACAGAUCGCUGGGGCUGGGAGCAGGGAAGGACAGCUUGGUUCUCUCCUUUGGGGAGAACGUAGAGUUUCAUGCUAGAUGUUUUAUGUAUUAUAUCUAUAAUAUAAACAUAUCAAAGUAAAUUUUGGUGUCUUUUUAAAACCAGAAAAGCUACUUCCAGUGUUUUCUGUGGGCCAGGUCACAUUUGUAAAUAAUCACUGCAUAUUCU